AUGACAAAGUUACAGGACACUCAGAGGACUAUUGGCGAGUUAAAAGAGCUUUGUGAGCUUUUAUACUCUGCGCCAGAGUCUGAUUUACUGGAACUUUACCCCAAAUUCGAGCUCUUUAAAACUAAGUUAAACGCUUUAUUAUCAACUGUCACGCGGUAUAGAAUACAGUUACACAGUUCCGACAGUGUUUACGGGCCCAAAACGCUGAAAACUGUCGAGGAAGUGGUCUCAGACUAUGAUAAGCUCUAUGAAAUUUACCAAGAGAAUUUACACGACGUUUUCUCCCCUCUGACACAUGUUCACAGGGAGCAGAACUCACCGGAUAAUGAAGAGGAACUGGUGAAAAAAAUUAAUGAGGAGACUAUGAAGAGAAUUGAUGAGGAGACUAUGAAGAGAAUUGAUGAGGAGACAAAAUUGCAGUUGGACCAAAUUGAGUAUAAAAGAAAAUUAAAGCACGAUACAAAUCAGCAGAUAAACUUUGAGACGAUUCGGGAUGAGGAAACUCCGUUGAAGGAUGUGUUGAACGCAGUGUUACGAGUGUAUAGAGAGGACGCGUGUGAUAAUUUGGAGCAGGUCCUGUGUGAUAUUUACUCUGCGCACACUGGCGAAUUUGUGAAAAUUGUCGAAAACAUUACAAAUUUAAUGAAAGAAAUUAGUAAAAGACCGGACGAACUUAGUCUCAGAGUUCUAAGAAUCAAUAACCAAAAGCUAAGAGACGACUUUUUAACACAUUACAACUCUGCCAAAUUAUUAAAGUUCACAGGGUUCAAAGUCACCACCACACAAGAUUUACAACACACUCUCAAAUCACUGGGUAUGAGCUUUGGCGAUGAGUAUUUUUUGUAUUUGCACGAGCCAGAUAUGUUCACUUUGUAUGACAAGUGGCGGGCCUGGCUGGAUAAUAUAAAUCACGUUUCCGACACUCUUGAACGAUUUUUAACCAAAUUUAAAAAAUUACAAAAAUCCACAAACCACCCGAACAUAAUCUCACAAUCUCUCACAUUUUAA
Theileria parva strain Muguga is the source of this 1008-nucleotide messenger RNA. Its product is annotated as PUB domain protein. NCBI's taxonomy places the organism in Eukaryota, Apicomplexa, Aconoidasida, Piroplasmida, Theileriidae. The transcript has 6 exons. Bases 1 to 1008 code for a protein of 335 amino acids. The record is from RefSeq and is a predicted model, not a curated record.